CUUGAAGAGCAAGAUGCUGCUAUCGGUCUGGCUACUUGUCAUCGCCGCGGUUGCAGCGUCGACAUCGUUGCAGAAUGAAACAACACGAGAUCAAGACGCACCUGCCACACAAACAACUACCCUUUUGGAUACGGAAAUCGGACUGCUACACGAGCAGCUACUCGAGCAGAAGCAGCGACUAGAUGGUCUCGAGCAGGAGUUUCCUGCCGUUGCUGGUCAUGGAACUAACGUCGAGCAAGACGACAACCCGCAAAUCUCCUCAUUUGGGUCAUCAAGGAGUCCGACCGACAUAAAGAUCCACGCUGAGGGAUUCUCGACUGACUGGCUGGUUGAAAAGCUCGUCGUCCCGGCGUGGUCGUCCCCUGCUUCAAGCACAACUCCUACCGCUCAACAAGCGGCCACGACGCUCCUUGAUGCGAGGUUUUUGACGACGCGAACUGGCAAAGCCAUUGACCAUGGGAAACAUGCUCGACUGCCGACGCACGUGCUGGUUAGUUUGGAACAAGAUAGUCCCCCUGGUGGUGAACAUGCACCGAGCAAUAGGAGAGCAGCACAGUAUAAUUCCCAACCUCAACAGUCUAUUGCUUUCUACACAGCGGACAACGUUGUCAGAAGCCGAGCACUCGUUCGGUUGUCUGUGCCAGAGAAUUCACCGAGGUGCUCAAGUCUCUAUACGACUUUGAUCGGAAACGGCGGGCUGGUUUUGAUAAAGUGCGACGCGGAAGUUCUCCGGAUGAAGGUAACCAUGCAGAACGCCGCAGGCCGCAGCCGGCAGGAGAGGAAGAUCUCCGACACAGAGAAGCUCGCCGCUUUCCACCCACCGCAUGCGCAUUUAAACUUGACAGCAAACUGGCUACCGGUUGCCGACAUGGUCAUGGAAGAGAGUAGCGCAAGCGCCGAGGUUCGUAUCCACUAAGUGCCCAUCCUUGAUAAGCAAUUUUGAAUCGCUAAAAAAAUGAACAUUUUCUGCAGUUGUUGAGUAAAUGUAAGUUGUAUCCAGCAUGAAUACAUGAUGUAGAUUCCGAUCCUAAAUCAAUUUCAUCGUCCUGAUGUCUGUCUCUCGUUUCAACAGGUUGCUUCGCUACUCUCCAGCAUAGCCCUUGUUGGUGUAACAGGUCGUCGCGGAGGCUGGUCGUAUGUGGUCGCGGCCCACGAAAACGGACUAAUUCACGCACAAGACUCGCGGGACGGCCGACGCGUUUCUGACGACAUAGACCUGCUCACCUUGGCUGCGCCAACAGGAAGUUUCGGCGUUUGCAGCGCGGACGAGACUGAUUCAAGUACAAAUGAAACGGAAGCAGGGGCUUCCUCGACGGAGUCUGCAAAAUGUUCUCCACCUAGCAAUGGCCGUGUUCCCGCCCAGCUACCUCUGUCGAUCCUGCAGAUGGAAAGCCAUCGCGAUCUGAGCCUCGUUCUAUGGCGAACUUCCAGUUCGUGGGGUGUGCUCGAGCUGAUAACUACUCCAAAGCCCUCGAGUCGGGAUAAGAAGCAGUCAGCGAGCCACGGAUUCGAGCAAUCGUCGAGACCGCCGAUGCCACUGUCGCUCGUCGUGAAACGAUGCAUGCGGGGAUUGCAGGAUUUCGAAAUUUUCAAUCAAAGAACACAUGACCAGGGUCUAGCUGGCAGCGGAGCUACUGCUGCAAAAACAAAAAGUGGCUCUACCAGAACUCCACUCAAGAUUCACUCCGUUCGAUGGGACGGAUACCUCGCUUACGUUGCCUUUUCUAUCAACACAGCAACCUUCUUGGUCGAAUCCACGCACGAACUUUUACGGACGCACUGCGAUGACACGGAGCGAAUGGUACGCGCGCGCAGAUUGUGGCAGCUCGAGAUUCCGGGCGAGACGGGAGCAGGAGGAAAAAGUAGGUCCGACGAAGACGCCAGCGAGAAAAGAACUGUUGAGCAGCUGGACAUUCAAGUCCUCGGGGAGCGCGAGAUGCUGCUGGUAGCAAGGGGCGACCGCGUCUUCGCGUUCCACCUUCUAAACAAUGCCCGGAAGAAGAUCUUUCCUGCGAAAGUGGCAUUCGAGCACUUCUAUGACGCAGCGAGGACCUCCCAUACGAAAUCCGAAUCCGAACCAACAGGCGGGCAGAAAACACGUCUCCCGUUGCAACCAUCUUUGCCACUGCUUUGGAUUUUGAGCAGCGAAGAUGUGCAGACCGCGGCGGGUAUUGACGAGAACGCUGGUAGUUCGAAGUCGCUUUCCCCCUCAUUGUCAUCUGAAGCGCCUCGUCUCCCUGAAAGAAGAAAUCCAGACCUCCAGAUGGCAGCAGCGUCUCGCGGAGCUCAAGGCUUUGCAAACGAUUUGCUUUUUGUGCGAAGAAGUACACGCUCAAGUAGUGGCACAGCUAAACCGACGGAGCAAGCAGAAUCUCUGCCCGCCAGCUUUGGAGUUUUGUUCGACCUGCUCGAGCCGCGGCGGCCAUGGAAUCGCGAUUCCCAGCCCUCCGCCCGGAGUCCCUCUGCCACCACGGACGACCUGAAGAAUGCAAAGGAGAGCGCAGACCAAAGCAAAAAGAGCAACAAGUGGGACUACUUCAGCUGGCUGAGCUACUCCAGGAUACCCAUGAUGUGUGCCGCGUUUGGCAUUUUGUACGCGAUUAAGGGAAAAACGAUGUUCUCCAAGCUGCAAAACCGCGGCGGCGGCAACAACCGUUUCGGGGGAAGCAGCCGGGGAAUGGGAGGUGGGCUCGGGCAGCUUGAAAACCUUGCCAACGGGCGGUUUGGAAACCACGUGCGGGGUGACGUCGCUGGUAGCUUGCGAAACUUGGCAGCCAGUAGUCGAAGCCACUUUCACCCGCCGGGGUCUGUGCGGAACCGGGGGUCCAAUGCCUCCCGGGCGUUCAACCCCGAUCGAUUCAACGCUGCACUCCAAAACUACCGCGGCACUAACCCUGCGGCGUACCGCAUGUAGAACUACUAGUACUAGGUUGCGCAGCCGCCUGCUUCUACUUCGGAAUAUUAAAGCAAAGAACGCAAGCGAUCCAGAUCCGCAAAUACGUACGUUUCUCU
Molecule: messenger RNA, 3012 nt
Organism: Amoebophrya sp. A120
Lineage: Eukaryota; Dinophyceae; Syndiniales; Amoebophryaceae
Source: the annotation of a GenBank genome assembly